AUGUCUCUGACACAAUUAAAUAUUCCGGAAUCGGAUUCCAAAAAAACCUACAACUGCUGUGAAACAAAACCUUCUGCAAGCGUCGGUGUUUGUAAGAACUGUGGCAAAAUUUACCAUGUGAGUUGUGCAACAAGAAAAGGUCUCAAAUUCAUUGUUGGAAAUUUGAUACAGUGCUGUGAGGUGAGCAGUGAAGUGUCGAGUGACAAACAUAUGGAUACUAUUAAAAACUUAAAACAAACAAUUACUGACAAAAAUACCAUAAUAAACGAUAAAAUGACAAUAAUAAAGGAUAAGGAAUACAUAAUUCAGAAUCUUGAAGAAAAAAUUAAGAUGCUCCAAUUAUUAAAGCCAAAUGAAAAGACAAAAGAAGUUUCGUCAGCUGUACCCAAUAUUGAUAGUGAUACUGAGAAAGCAGCAUUCAAGAAGCUUAAACAUAAAUCUACCAAUAAAAACAGUGCCAAUGCUAAUAAGGUGUCAAAAGAACAGGUGAGUGUUGCAGUAGCAACUGCUUUAAAGGAAUUAGACAAGCAUAGAAGCGAAACAUUCCGAGAUGCGGUUGCCAACACGGAGCUGCCUACUAAAUCGACCCAAGCUGAACAACAACCAAUUAAAGCAAAUGACGAUGGAAACUGGACUUUGGUCCAGAAAAAGAAGUCGCCGAAACGAAAAAACAAAGCCAUAGAAGGAACAAAUGUGAGCAUUACACUUGCAGGAGUUAUGGCUGAUUCUGCUGUUAGUGUACAGGUGGCUUUAAGAAUAAGGCCUUUAGUCAAAUCCGAAAUUUCUAAAGGAUAUGUUAAAUGCCUCGAAACAGUGCCAAAUAAACCUCAAGUUUUAAUAAAAAAUCUUUCUUUUACUUACAACCAUGUAUUUCCACCAGAAGUUUCGCAAGGUGAAUUUUAUGACACUGCUGUUAAGGGUUUAGUUGAUGGAUUGUUUAAGGGCUACAAUGUGACAAUAUUAGCUUAUGGUCAGACUGGCUCCGGAAAAACUCAUUCCAUGGGCAUGGCUUAUUCAGUUGGACCAGUCGAGGAGAUGGGUGUUAUACCAAGAGCAGUAUCAUUUAUGGAAUUAUAUCAAGAACAAUUAUUUGAUCUUUUAUCAAAAUCAAAUAGAGAUCAAAGUAUAGUUGAUAUCAGAGAAGAUCAACAAAAAAGAAUUGUAAUUCCUGGAUUAACCGAAAUUGAAGUACGUAAUGCAAAAGAUACAUUAGAUUGUUUAGUUAGAGGAUAUCGUCGCAGAGCUGUAGGUGCAACUGCAAUGAACAGUCAAUCCAGUAGAAGUCAUGCAAUAUUCACUAUCCAUAUACAACAGCGAAAAAUCAGCGAUAA
Messenger RNA from Ctenocephalides felis (cat flea), 1331 nucleotides. Its product is annotated as kinesin-like protein KIN-5B. Gene Ontology annotation, biological process: mitotic spindle organization; microtubule-based movement. The transcript has 4 exons. The annotation marks the transcript as partial. The record is from RefSeq and is a predicted model, not a curated record. Gene Ontology annotation, molecular function: ATP binding; microtubule binding; microtubule motor activity. NCBI's taxonomy places the organism in Eukaryota, Metazoa, Arthropoda, Insecta, Siphonaptera, Pulicidae.